AUGAAGGCGGCGGCGGAGGCCGGGGCCGGGCCGGGGCUGUUGCUCGGGACCGGCUCCGUGUCGCUGGUGGUGAGCAGCAGCCUGAAUGCCUUCCGCACCCACAAGCGCUACAGCACCGGCCUCACCGUCGCCGAGUUCAAGGGAACCACGCCCCACCGGGAUCUCCUCUUCCUCACCGGGACUGGGGGACCUCCCCUCCCCGUGACUGGGGACAUCCCCGUUCCCCCUUCGCCGGAGUCCCUUCGGUCCUUCCUCCGCCAGCGGCGUUGGGGACGUUACGACACCGAGGGGACGCAGCGCCGGGCGGAUGAGCAGCAGCAACGCUGGGCCCAGGAAGCGGCGCUGGCGGCCGCCCUCCCCCUUGGUGCCCGUUGCCAAGUCCGGCUACCGGGACAACCCUCCAAACUUGCCACCAUCAUGUAUGUGGGCCAAACCGACUUCAAGCCAGGCUACUGGGUGGGCGUCCGCUACGACGAGCCACUGGGCAAGCACGACGGCAGUGUGGGCGGCCGCCGUUAUUUCGAGUGCCAGCCCAAAUACGGCGCCUUCGUCAAACCCCAGAGUGUCACCCCCGGGGACUUCCCCGAGGAGGACAACGGCCUCGAGGACGAGCUGUGAGAGGACACUGAC
Molecule: messenger RNA, 630 nt
Organism: Haliaeetus leucocephalus (bald eagle)
Lineage: Eukaryota; Metazoa; Chordata; Aves; Accipitriformes; Accipitridae
Gene: TBCB
Product: tubulin folding cofactor B
Exons: 5
Coding region: 1-618 (205 amino acids)
Biological process (GO): cytoplasmic microtubule organization
Cellular component (GO): nucleus; cytoplasm; microtubule plus-end
Molecular function (GO): microtubule plus-end binding
Source: RefSeq, a predicted model, not a curated record